Folsomia candida is the source of this 1614-nucleotide messenger RNA. RefSeq lists its product as uncharacterized. Bases 218 to 1528 code for a protein of 436 amino acids. The transcript has 7 exons. NCBI's taxonomy places the organism in Eukaryota, Metazoa, Arthropoda, Collembola, Entomobryomorpha, Isotomidae. The record is from RefSeq and is a predicted model, not a curated record.
AAUUGUUGGCACAAGCUCAGAGACUACGAUUUAUCGUAAAAUCAUCUUGGUUGAUAUAAACAUUUAUUAUGAUAGGAAAGUUUUCGCUAUUUAAAGUGUUGUUUCAAAAAAUAAAAAGAUUUGAAUAGCUGCAAGAAUGCAUUGAUUAGGUUACUGUUAGAUUACUGCAAGGCAAGUACAAAGUCGAAUUCAACAGUGUUUCAGGGACUGCUCAAUUAUGGUUCAGUUGUUUGGUGUUCCUCAACUUCGAAUUGAUCCCCAGAUCAUGUCCACCAUGGAAAGCGACUAUUGGGAGGAAUUCACUCGAGUGAAUGAUGCUUUUCUGCAUGAACCUGAUAUUGCAAUACGAAAAUCUAAGACCGCAGCUAAUUCUUCUGACAGAAGAAAAAUACAACUUCAAUCGGGCGAGGUGGAUAAAACAACGGAAGUUCAUGAAUUGGCGACCAGAACAGCUAAAGUUUACCCACAUUUGCCUUCGGGAAACGGAGUACGCUCAGGUUUUGAAAACAACUUUGUGUCCCAACAUGAAGAUGAGGAGUAUGUUGAAUUCCGUUCUGUCGCCGUUCAAACGGAUGGAAAUUACGACGAAGAACCCGAGUUGCCCUACAAAUGUUGUCUAUGCUUUCGGUCAUCGACUCCAUGCGUUGUGUGGAUAUUUGUGGGAAUUUCCAUCCUCUUUUUCAAAAUGGGAGCAAUUGUGACUGGACGGUGGAUUUAUUUGUCAAGUUCCACAUUUGAUGAAGUUGUGUUCUACAUUGCAUUUACCGUCUGCUUAGGCUUUUCAACAAUAUAUUUUCGACGCGGUACCAAGUACCAUAAUCCUUUUGACCUAAUAUUUUUGAUGUUGACCAUUCCAAUUAUGUGGGCUUUGCUCACGUUUACCACCACAUUUUUGAAAAAAGACAUUUUCUUUUAUGUUGGGUCGGCAGUUUAUUCCGUCUUUGUCAUUCCUUACAUUAUUCUGGGGUCCUACAUGGCGUACAGGUUCUGGAAGCAAGGAAAGCUGUUUUUGAGGAGGGUUGAAGGCAACAGACAACUGGAGACUUCUUGCAAAAGACUAUUUUUUACCCAAAGCUUGAUCAUGUUUGACACCCAACUGACGAUUUGUGCCUGCAUUAUGUCAAUGGCCCCCACAAUUAAUCAGGACAACACCGUGGUUUGGGUCUCCUCAUUGGUUGUAGCCCCAAUUGGGAUAAGUUGUGCAGUCCUAUCCUUAAUUAUUGGGUACUUUGCGAUAAGAAAAGAAAAUCGGAUGUUAACUUGGAUAUUCACAAUUUUAAGUACAAAUCAGUUUCUGUUAGUAGUUUCAAUGCUACUCAAGAGACCAAUGACUCCGGGGAUAUACUACGCAUUUAUCAAUACUGCGAUUUUGUUUUCAUCCGUAAUGCUGAUUACAUGCCACAUUGCUAUGUUGGCAGUUGUAUGGAAUUGGAUAGUCCCUGCAUAUGGGAAAGGCCUGAAGGGUCCAAUCAAUCGGACGAGUCGCAACAACUGCAUUCAGUGCGCAAAGCUAACAAUUUGUAGGUAAUCUUUAACGAAAAGACUGAUACACUUUUAUUGAAAUCUUGAAUCUCUGUACCUUAUAAUUAUUUAAAAUAAAUUUAUUAACGCACA